UCUUUACAACUCCCCAACUUGCGCUCUGUAGGUCGUUAUUCAUUGAUAAUUCCUCUAAGGACUAUGGCCUUUCCCACCAGUGUUUGGUUGUCUCAGUAUUGUAAGAAGCGUAUAGCCUAUAGGCAAGCCUGCGGAAAUACGAAGAUGUGAGCGAGUACAUGUGUCAAUUCUGGUGAUGGCUCGACCCGAAUUAUAAAGGAUAAAACCCUAUUCGCCAUUGUUCAUUAAAACAUUUUGUAUAAUUGUACAGCACCUAUAUAUCUGUCAAAACCUAUAUUUAUUUGGUUGGGAAGAACUUCUUAAAUCUUCAUGCAUAGUGGACGACAGAGAACAAGAACAGAUGUAACUGUAAUGGUGUGUCAUCACUAUCCCGCAAAUUACAGACCGCGUACAACCCACUACCGUUACUGAUACCAGCCAGCAAAGGCUUGGUGAUUCUUUACCUUCAAGGUGUAAUUAAUAACGACAAGCCCUUUCACCACUUCCCCCAGGAGAUACAGAUUAUCCAAGUAAUCCGGUCCAGGAAGCAGCCCGUAUCCGAAUCUACCGCGGCGAUUCUUUCAAAGCUAUUGCAGCAUUUGUUCUAAAUAAAUUUCAAAAGGCCGUCUAUGUUUUCAGAAUGGGUGGGUGUUUGGGGGAUGUAAAGACGAUUAAAGCUACAGGAUAUUUAUUGGGGGAGGGUGGGCGCUGAUAAAAUUAGAUAUAAAUUAGAUCCUCCUAUUCAGAAGGCAUCUGACUUGAAUCUGGACAAGGAAGGGUACUGGCCAAAGUGAUCUAGCAAUACUUUCCAAAAUAUAACGGUAGAAUAUUGUAACAUGUUACAAAUGACUAAAUAUUAAAUAACAUUUAAAGAGGGUUUCCCAUCGAUUACGAUUGAUAAAAUCGGUGUGUAUAGCCGCUUUAGACAAGCAAGGGGGAUACAGCGCGCUUAAGGUCAGGUAUGUGGGCGUGUGUGCUACUGUCGGCGUGCCUAAUGCCGGCUUUCGUUAGCAGAGCGUCUGGGAACAACAUAAUACGACCAUCGACUUCACUGGGACCAGUAAACCAGACGACCUGUAAGGUUGAUCGUGACUGUGGCAAUCAGGAAUAUUGCGAACAAGCGUCGCAAAAGGCUCCCGUGUGCACUGCCUGCCGGACGGAGAGACGCCGCUGUCAGGGGAUCGGCAUGUGCUGUCAGGGACUCCACUGCAUUAACGGACAAUGCAAAAAAUCAAGAAAAGAAGAACCAAACAAUCCAAACAGAAGAAAAUCACGUCCAAAACACAAAAGGAAGGAAAAGAAAAAAGGCCAAGAGAUGGCAAAAUGCGUUCGCUCCGAAGACUGUGGAGAAGGAUUGUGCUGCAGGCGCUACCUGAAGGGCAAUAAGUGUCAGCGCAUUGGUACCGAGGGCGAGGCCUGCUCCCUACACUCGCACUCCAAGCGCCUCCGGGCUGUGGAGUACUGCCACUGCGCCCAGGGUCUCUCCUGCCAUGCCCAGGACCAAAGCACGAAAGGCAAUGGAAUCUGCCGACCCACCAGCCCGUUCACUUAGAUGCAGAAAGACCAACGGCAGUUUCCACAACAUAAAUAUUAGUCAUUAAUGAAUGCAUAUGUCUUGUUUCAGCUUCAUCUUUUGUUUUGGUGCCCGCAUUUAAAAUUCACUUUUGUGUUUUCAUUCCUCAAGCCAAUCCAGAUUGUAUUGUGUUUCUGUAAGAACGUUUGUGUGUGUGUGCGCGCGCGUGUGUGUAUGGUCACAGCAUUUGCAAAUGUUAUUGUAAUGUAGUAGAAAUUAUUUCUCUAAUUUAUAUGUUUAUUAGAGAUUGAAAUUUGGGACUCUCCAGGAACAGACCACGUUGUGAAUUCCAUGGUGCUCGCUUUCCUUCCCAUUUAAUAUAUUUAUGAAGUUAAAGCCUAAUACUAUUAACUGUUUGUCAUUGACAAAAUGUUCUUUUGUCUUCAGCCAGACUGUAAAAUUAAACUUGUGGGUGCUGGGUUUAUAUGCUGAGAAUAAUUGUGCCGUUGGCACUGGAUGCAAAUGACAUUAUUGCUUUUCCGUAUUUGAAUUUGGAUAUCAGUUGUAGACCAUAAUCUUUGAAAUGGCAUCCUUAUUUCCAGAAUUUGGCCCUUAUAGUUGUUUUGAUCUUUUUUUAACUCAGACUUAAAUUGAUAUAGCCAGUCGUUACAGAUCUUCCCUGCCGGUUAGAGAAGGAAACAGCGCACUCUGCUGACCGCAGUGGAGAACUCCAACAGCAUUAAACGUAGAGCAAUGAACUUCGUUCUAGCGGUAGAGUAGCAAACUGACGAAAUUAUCUGUUGCUGCAUGCAAGAAAAAUAAAAUGUUUUAUUCUUGUAA
Paramormyrops kingsleyae is the source of this 2332-nucleotide messenger RNA. RefSeq names its product dickkopf-related protein 4. The record is from RefSeq and is a predicted model, not a curated record. Lineage: Eukaryota; Metazoa; Chordata; Actinopteri; Osteoglossiformes; Mormyridae. Gene Ontology annotation, biological process: multicellular organism development; negative regulation of canonical Wnt signaling pathway. Gene Ontology annotation, molecular function: co-receptor binding; receptor antagonist activity. Gene Ontology annotation, cellular component: extracellular region.